GCCACAGUGGCUGGCCUUUGUGUGCUGCGAGGUGGGGGACCCUGGGCAGGAAGCUGGCUGAGCCCCAAGACCCCGGGGGCCAUGGGCGGGGAGCUGGUGCUGGGCCUGGGGGCCCUGCGGCAGCGAAAGCGCCUGCUGGAGCAGGAGAAGUGGCUGGCCGGCUGGGCACUGGCACUGGCAGGAAUUGGCAUCGGACUCAUGGUGCUACACGCAGAGAUGCUAUGGUUCGGGGGGUGCUCGUGGGCACUCUACCUGUUCCUGGUUCAAUGCCUGAUCAGCAUCUCCACCUUCCUGCUCCUUUGCCUUAUCUUGGCCUUUCAUGCCAAAGAGGUCCAGCUGUUCAUGACGGACAACGGGCUCCGGGACUGGCGCGUGGCGCUGACGGGGCGGCAGGCGGCGCAGAUCGCGCUGGAGCUGGUGGUGUGCGGGCUGCACCCGGUGCCGGUGCGCGGCCUGCCGUGCGCGCUGGGGUCGGGGGCACUGCCCCCUGCGACGCAGUCGUGGCCUAGCUUCCUGAGCCAGGGGGAGGCGCUGCUGUCGCUGGCCAUGCUGCUGCGCCUCUACCUGGUGCCCCGCGCGGUGCUCCUGCGCAGCGGCGUCCUGCUCAACGCGUCCUACCGCAGCAUCGGCGCCCUCAACCAGGUCCGCUUCCGCCACUGGUUCGUGGCCAAGCUGUACAUGAACACGCACCCCGGCCGCCUGCUGCUCUGCCUCACGCUUGGCCUCUGGCUUACCACCGCCUGGGUGUUGUCGGUGGCUGAGAGGCAGGGCGUUAAUGCCACCGGGCAACUUUCAGACACACUGUGGCUGAUCCCCAUCACAUUCCUGACCAUCGGCUACGGGGAUGUGGUCCCGGGCACCAUGUGGGGCAAGAUUAUCUGCCUCUGCACUGGGGUCAUGGGCGUCUGCUGCACAGCCCUGCUGGUGGCCGUGGUGGCCCGGAAGCUGGAGUUUAAUAAGGCAGAGAAGCACGUGCACAACUUCAUGAUGGACAUCCAGUAUGCCAAGGAGAUGAAGGAGUCGGCUGCCCGGGUGCUGCAAGAAGCCUGGAUGUUUUAUAAACACACAUGCAGGAAGGACUCUGGAGCCACCCGCAGGCACCAGUGCAGGUUGCUGGCUGCCAUCAACAGGUUCCGCCAGGUGCGGAUGAAACACCGAAAGCUCCGGGAACAAGUGAACUCGAUGGUGGACAUCUCCAAGAUGCACAUGAUCCUGUGUGACCUGCAGCUGGGUGUGAGCAGCUCCCACCAGGCCCUGGAGAAGCGGAUUGACGCCCUGGCAGGGAAGCUGGACACCCUGACGGAUCUGCUUAGCACCGCCCUGGGGCCGCAGCAGCUUCCAGAACCCAGCCAGGAGGCCACGUAGCUGGACCCAUGGAGGAAGAACCAGGCUACUUUCUUUCCCCAAGAUUGAGGUCAAGGACAUCCUCCCUGCUACUCCUGACCCGGCCCCACGAACAAAGCACCUCAAGUGUGAGGACGGAAGGGGCCUCACGUUCGAGCAGGCUGACUCACUGUGGCUGCUGGUGGGGACAUGGCUGAAGGAGGGAAGCCGUGGCCCCCUCCCUGGGGCCCCAAAUGGGAAAAUGGUCACCACUACCCCACAUACCCUCGACCAAAGCCCCCUCAGUGUGCUGCUAUAGACGACCUCCAGCUGUCAGUUAGAAGGGGAGGUGCCUGGGGGCUGGGACUCCUGGGUCCCAGAGAAGGAGGGUACUGGAGGCCCAGACUCUAGGAUCCUGGGGUGUCUCAGUUACGGCUGGAUGGCAGAGCUGAAGGCGCCAGGCCUGAGGCUGGGAUGAGGCAGGAGGCGGCGCCCCCUGGCGGGAGAGCAAGGAGGACACCAUUUUUCCAGAGCUGCAGAGAAGAUCUGGCGGGUAGGAGGUGGACGGGGGCGCGCAGCUCACCAGUCUCCACUCUUAAACUUUGUAAUAAAUGUUAAAGCCAGGAGCUUUGCUGUUUCUUUCUAAACAUAUCCACUCUCCAAACGGGCAGGCAUCCAGUGGAAGGCCGUUGCUCUGCUUGAACCUCAG
This is a messenger RNA of Equus quagga, 2032 nucleotides long. It is a transcript of the gene KCNN4, whose product is annotated as potassium calcium-activated channel subfamily N member 4. The record is from RefSeq and is a predicted model, not a curated record. Gene Ontology annotation, cellular component: neuron projection; plasma membrane; neuronal cell body. Gene Ontology annotation, molecular function: small conductance calcium-activated potassium channel activity; calmodulin binding; intermediate conductance calcium-activated potassium channel activity. The transcript has 9 exons. Gene Ontology annotation, biological process: potassium ion transmembrane transport. NCBI's taxonomy places the organism in Eukaryota, Metazoa, Chordata, Mammalia, Perissodactyla, Equidae. Bases 82 to 1365 code for a protein of 427 amino acids.